AUGGACAACAACGUUGCGUCUAGCCACAGAGAGAGGGGGGAACGACCUGCGGCCUUUCCAGAGGCCAGCAACACCGGGGCCGAAGCCUCUCUAUCUCCACCACUUCUUGAUACGCGUGUCGACAAGAACCAUAUGACCCACGAGAGCCAGCAAAGUAAUAUCACGCCUUCCAAGUCAACGUCCACGAUCGCCGCCCUAGUUCAUCUGAAACUGCGCGAUCCCAUCUUCGUCAGCUCGUCGACCCGUCAACUCCCAGAUCCUCAAGUGGCACAAAGAUCUAGAGGCAUUCCAGAUCCAAAUCCUACAUCCCAAGACUUCCGGCUCAUGCGGAGCGCCCAUGCUGCAGCUCUCCCUCCUUCCCUCCGGCCUUGA
Messenger RNA from Venustampulla echinocandica, 372 nucleotides. RefSeq lists its product as uncharacterized. Lineage: Eukaryota; Fungi; Ascomycota; Leotiomycetes; Helotiales; Pleuroascaceae. The transcript is spliced from 2 exons. Bases 1 to 372 code for a protein of 123 amino acids. The record is from RefSeq and is a predicted model, not a curated record.